AUGGCUGAGUUUGUAAUCAGGCCGCUGGUCUCCAUGUUGAUGGGGAAGUCGUCCAGCUACCUUCUGAAGCAGUACAAGGUGAUGGACGGCAUGGAGGAGCAGCGUGAGAUCCUGGAGCGCAAGCUUCUGGCAAUCUUGGACAUAAUCGAAGAUGCCGAGGAGAAAGGAGCUCACCGACCUGGAGUGAGUGCUUGGCUCCAAGCACUCAAGAAGGUGGCCUACGAGGCGAAUGAUGUCUUCGACGAGUUCAAGUACGAGGCGCUCCGGCGUGACGCCAAGGCAAAGGGACACUACAGGAAGCUUGGCUUUGACAUCGUAAGGCUCUUUCCUGCUCUUAACCCCAUUGUUUUUCGGUACAAGAUGGGCAAGAAGCUGUGCAGGAUUGUGCACAUCAUUGAGGUCCUUGUCGUAGAGAUGAAUGCCUUUGGAUUCAGAUAUAAGCAGCAAGAACCACAUUCCAAGCAGUGGCGUAUCACAGAUUCCAUAAUCAUCGAUUCCGAGAAGGAUAUUGUCAGCAGAUCCAGAAACGAAGAGAAGAAGAAGCUCGUGGAUAUAUUGAUUGAUCGAGCUAGCAACGGGGAUCUCAUUGUCCUUCCCAUUGUUGGAAUUGGUGGGUUGGGCAAGACUACCUUUGCUCAGCUUGUGUACAAUGACCCCGAAAUCAAGGAACAUUUCCAGCUCCAGAGGUGGUGUUGUGUGUCAGAUGAUUUUGAUGUUGCUAAGAUUGCGAACAGCAUCUGUCAGACCAAUGAGAAAGAUCGCGAUAAGACAUUGCAAAAUCUUCAAACAGAAUUAAACGGGAAGAGAUGCCUUAUUGUGUUGGAUGAUGUAUGGAAUGAAGAUGUUGAUAAGUGGGAAAAACUAAAGACAUGUCUGAAGCAUGGUGGCAAGGGGAGUGCAAUACUGACAACCACUCGUAAAGCAAGAGUAGCUCAAAUUAUGAAGAUGUGUGUUGAUGAUAGCCAUAAUCUUGGAGAACUACAUAAAGUAUUUUUGAAAGAAAUAUUCGAGAAUAGAGCGUUCUGUUUGCAGAAGCCGAACGCUCCAGAGCUAAGUGACGUGGUUGAAAAGAUUCUCGACAGAUGUGGGGGCUCUCCGUUAGCUGCAAAAGCCUUUGGAUCUAUGAUGAGUAACAAGACUAGCAUAAAGGAAUGGGCAGACGUACUGACCAGAAGCAACACUUGCAGUGAGAAGACAGGAAUUUUACCUAUACUCAAGCUCAGCUAUGAUGACUUGCCAUCACACAUGAAACAGUGCUUUGCGUUUUGUGCUGUAUUUCCUAAAGAUUACCAGAUUGAUGUGGAAAUUUUAAUCCAGCUAUGGAUGGCACAUGAUUUCAUACCACUGAAGGACGGUGGCAAUCUUGAAAAGGUGGGCAGAGAAAUUUUUGACGAGCUAACUUGGAGGUCAUUCUUUCAAGAUGUCAAUCCAGCCCCUCGGCGAGGAAGUCGUCAGAACCCUUGUAGAAUACUAUGCAACAUUCAUGACCUUAUGCAUGACAUUGCCUUAUUUGUUAUGGGAAAAGAUUGUUUGACUGUACUAAAUAGGCCUAAUCAAGAGGAGUUGUUGUCAGCCGGCCCAACUCGCCACAUGUUCUCAUCAUAUCAUUGUAUUGAGACUCUUCUGGAUGAUUAUCUGAAGAAACACUCUCCAGCUCUCCAAACACUGUUGUGUCUAUCCUCCGUUUGGGGCUCAGCACCACACUUGUCAAAUUACAAUCAUCUGCGAGCACUACAACUCUUUCCGAUGACAAAACUUCCACUCCGACCAAGGCACUUGCAACACCUAAGGUACCUUGAUCUCUCAAACAAUUGGAAGAUCGAAGAGCUUCCCAUAGAAAUGAGCAUAUUGUAUAAUCUACAGACCCUGAACCUUUCUAACUGCGACAAUCUUGGUCGUCUUCCAAAGGAUAUGAAAUAUAUGACAAAUCUCCGCCACCUCUAUACAAAUGGAUGCAGAUCAUUGAAGUGCAUGCCUCCAGACCUUGGGCAACUCAAUUCUCUACAGACUCUAACAAAUUUUGUGAUGGGUUCUGGUCCUGGAUGCAGUACUAUUAGAGAAUUACGGGACUUAAAUCUUGGAGGUCAAUUAAGGCUAUCUUGUCUUGAUUAUGCAACUGAAGAGCAUGCCAAAGCAUCCAGCCUUGGUAAAAAAGAGAAACUAACAAAUUUAUCUCUUGAAUGGAGCAAUGACAGCAGCGAUGAACGGGACCAGCAAAGGAAUGUGCUUGAUGCUCUCAAACCUUAUGGUGGGUUGAAGUUCCUAAGAAUACAAUCCUACAGAGGUACUGGCUUUCCAUCAUGGGUGAUAAGUCCUACUUUUCUGCAGCAUUUGACCGAGCUCCACCUAGAUGAUUGUACAAGUUGCGAGGAAUUUCCACAAUUCGGUCUUUUUAAGGCCCUUGAGGUUCUUGUUUUGAAAAGGUUGAACAAAUUGCAAAGCCUAUGCAGUCACAGUUCAUCAGAAGCAUUUCCAGCAUUAAAAGACCUCACAUUAGAAAAUCUGAAGAUUUUUGAGAGAUGUGUGGCAACAGAAGGAGAAGAAUUAACGUUUCCUCUUCUCGAGAAUAUUCAUAUUUGGUACUGCCCAAAGCUAACAACUCUGCCUGAAGCGCCAAAGCUCAAAGUCAUGAGGUUAGCAGAAGACAUGGCUAAACUAUCGUUAUCAAUAUUUAGUUCGACGUACAUGUCUAACAUUUCUAAGUUAGUCCUAUCUGUCAGUGACACAGAAGCAACACCAACAGCGGAGCUUGACCAGGAUCGUGAAGUAUCUCUCUCGAUAAUAGAGUUGCGUGGUUGCAACUUUUUGUUCCCCUCAAGUCCAUUGCAGCCAAUAGUCGGGGUCUGGAAAUGGUUUGGUGACCUUAUGAAGUUGCGAAUUGACUCUUGUGAUAUGCUCAUCUACUGGCCUGAAGAAGAGUUCCGUAGCUUGGUAUCAUUGAAGAGCUUUUACAUUUAUAACUGCAGCAACAUAAUAGGCCCCAACAAGGUGAAAGGAUGUCGUACUCGAAUAAGGGAUGAACUCCUGCCAAAUCUAAAAGAACUAUUUAUAGGAAGUUGUAUAAGCUUGACAAAGCUUUUUGUUCUUCCCCCAUCUCUCACGAGUAUUACAAUUAAAAAUUGCAAUAGUCUUGAGUUCAUGCUGGGGCAGGAUGAAUGUGAGUUGGCGAGUCUACAACACUUCAACACAACAGCAUCGUUGGAACACUGCAAUGAACUUAUAUCCACAAGUAUGCCAGAGCAGUCAGUUUCACCCAGAAUUAAUCAUUUUCCAUGUCUCCAGUUUUUAGAAAUAAGGGGCUGCAAGAAGCUUCGUUUCGUUCCAGCACAGUUGGAUGCGCUCCGAUUUCUGUGUAUUAGUGCUUGCAAUGGGCUGAAGUCACUGGAUUGUUUGGGACAUCUACCAUUACUUGAAGGACUACAGCUUCAGGAAUGCAAACAUCUGGCAUCUGUACCAGGUAGUCAUGGGAAUUACUCAGCCCUUGAGCACCUCAGGAUUAAAUAUUGCCCGUCUUUAAAUAUGAAGCCUCUUUACGAACACCUCCAACAGCGGCCCGCUAGCCUUGAAUACAAUGAUAUAUCCCGUGCUUGUUCAAGCAAUCCUGAUGAAGGGCCUAAACUAUGGGAACCAAAAUCUUGGAAAUACGCGAUUCCUGGACGUCAGUGAGCCGGCUGCUUCACUUGAGUACCGACUGACAUAUGCAUACCAUAUGAUCAGCAUAAUUGAUGAUUGCCGUUCAAGAGAAUCUUCAGCGUGAAUUUUUUUUGUUCUCCUGUUUUGUAAUUCCUAUGAGGAUAAGCCG
Molecule: messenger RNA, 3802 nt
Organism: Lolium rigidum
Lineage: Eukaryota; Viridiplantae; Streptophyta; Magnoliopsida; Poales; Poaceae
Product: putative disease resistance protein RGA4
Exons: 3
Coding region: 1-3666 (1221 amino acids)
Biological process (GO): defense response to other organism
Molecular function (GO): ADP binding; protein binding
Source: RefSeq, a predicted model, not a curated record